This is a messenger RNA of Trypanosoma theileri, 1473 nucleotides long. Its product is annotated as prenyltransferase. Gene Ontology annotation, biological process: ubiquinone biosynthetic process. Lineage: Eukaryota; Euglenozoa; Kinetoplastea; Trypanosomatida; Trypanosomatidae. Gene Ontology annotation, cellular component: mitochondrial inner membrane. Gene Ontology annotation, molecular function: prenyltransferase activity. The transcript has a single exon. The record is from RefSeq and is a predicted model, not a curated record. Bases 1 to 1473 code for a protein of 490 amino acids.
AUGUUAAGGCGAACACUUUUUCUUCGAAAAGUAACCCGAUCAUGGACAAAAUCUUCCAUUUCCGCAGCAUCGGCUCACUUUCCAGAUGCCAUAAGAGUAGAUCCUGCUGCUCAGAGAAGUGCAGCGACCUCGGCAAAGGAACAACGCACGUGGGUACUGGAUGAUUUCUCAAACAAUAAACCCCGAAAGAUACCAAAACAUAUUCAAUGGUUAACACGAAAAGCGAGUUGUUGGGCUCAAUUGGUGCGUGCGGAUAAACCUGUAGGGACAUUACUAUUACUAUUACCAUGUUACUGGGGUUCUAGUCUCGCCGUAACACGGGCACUUGUAUGGGAAGGAGCAGAUCCUGUCGUUCUCUUUGCUCCUUUUAUUCCUGUACAUCUUAUUAUACUUUUUGCUACUGGAGCUUUUUUAAUGCGUAGUGCUGGAUGUGUUAUUAAUGAUAUGUGGGAUAGAAAAUUUGAUCGUUUAGUUGAACGAACCAAAACACGACCGUUAGCUUCUGGAGCAAUGAGUAUGACUGAAGCCUCAGGUGUUCUUGUGGUUAAUCUUGCUUUGGCAUUAGUUAUUGCUUUGAAUUUAUCUCCUAUGGCUCUUGUGGUGGUGGUAUCCAUUACUCCUCUUAUAGUUCUUUAUCCAUUUAUGAAACGUGUUACUUAUAUGCCACAAUUAUUUCUUGGACUUUGUUAUAAUUGGGGUAUUUUUGUAGGAUAUGCUGCCGUCUUGAAUCGUGUGGAUCUUGCAGUUACUUUACCAAUCUACACUGCUGCUGUGGUAUGGACUGUUCUCUAUGAUACAAUUUACGCCUAUCAAGAUAGAAAAGAUGAUAUUAAAUGUGGUGUGAAAAGUUCUGCUCUUCUUAUUGGUGAUCGUAAACAUAUUCUUAUGGCUAUGAUAUUUCCUGUGGGUUUAGGAAUUCUUAUUUCUGGUUUAAUGGUUUCACAAUCUCUUCCAUUUUAUAUAGCAAUAUUGAUAUGUGUUUGGUAUCUACAAGGUAUUGUAGAUGAUGUUAAUAUAUACGAUGGUUGGUCAUGUGCAACAGGUUUUAGAAGAAAUGUACGGUUUGGCUUUUUUGUAUUCUUGUCCAUGUGUCUUGGAAAUGUUUUUUGGGCAUUAGCCUCUGAACAUCAGAAGGAAAAGGAUGCUGAAAAUAGUUCUGUAUCUGAACAAUCUGCUUUAAUGAAGUUUUUACUGUUUAAUAAGGAAGCAGAGAAAAUAGCCUAUGAUGUACAUGAUGUUCGCUGGGUAGAUCGUUUUGCCCAUCCAGCCUACAUUGUAGCUCAGCAAGUAAAACACGAUUCUGCACAAGAAUCAUUAGUAAUCCCUGCAUGGAUGCGACGUGAAUAUUUGGCUGAGAAUGUUGGAACUAUUUUACGUUUCUUUGGAGUAGAAGAAGAAAUUAUUCAAUCAUGGCAAGAGUGGUGGUAUGCGCAGCUGGAUCAUUAUAAUAUGUUCUCUAAGAUUGCAAUUUAA